CCCCGCGAUCCCCUCGAGCGAAGGAGCUGCGUAGAAGCUUCGCCCCCGCCGGAGUAAUGGCCUCCGCCGCCGUCGCCGCCGUCUCCUCCGCCGCCGGCGCUGCAUCCGUCGCCUCCUCCGCCUCUUCCGGCGCCGCCGCCGCAGCCGCCGCCGCCGCCGCCCAGCUCCGAGCCGAUCUCAUCGAAACCCUCCUCGGUCGGAGACGAACCCUCCAAGUCCCUCUUUCUGUGAAGCUUGGAAAGCCUGUGGAGAAUCCAAUGUAUCAAGGAAACACUGCUCUUGUUUCAAGGGAGGUAAUGGAAUCCUGUCCGAGGGAAAAUGUGGAAGGAUUCGAGGAUAGAUUGGUGGAGGAAAAUUUAUACUUGAUUACUGAGGAAGGAGAGCAAGGUCGUCUCCCUGUGUUAAUCUUAAGCAUGAAGGAAGCUAGUUCCCAAAGAAGGCCAGCUAUUGUGUUUUUGCAUAGCUCUUACAAAUGUAAGGAAUGGUUGAGACCAUUACUUGAGGCGUAUGCUUCAAGGGGAUAUAUAGCUAUUGCCAUCGAUUCCCGAUACCAUGGGGAAAGGGCCAGAAACUCAACAACAUACCAAGAUGCUCUUGUGUCAGCCUGGAAAAAUGGUGAUACUAUGCCUUUCAUCUUUGACACGGUCUGGGACCUGAUUAAAUUGGCCGACUAUCUUGUACAAAGGGAGGACAUCGAUCCUGUUAAGAUUGGGAUCACGGGUGAAUCACUUGGAGGGAUGCAUGCAUGGCUUGCUGCAGCAGCUGACACCCGCUAUACUGUGGUUGUUCCUAUUAUUGGCGUUCAGGGUUUUCGAUGGGCUUUGGAUAGCAACAAAUGGCAGGCUCGAGUUGAUAGUAUAAAACCUGUGUUUGAAGAGGCACGGAUUGAUCUGCAAAAAGAUGUGAUUGAUACAGAAGUUGUUGAGAAGGUAUGGGAUCGAAUUGCCCCUGGUCUAGCCUCACAGUUUGAUGCGCCAUUCACAAUUCCUGCCAUCGCCCCACGCCCUCUGCUCAUUUUGAAUGGUGCCGACGAUCCUCGCUGUCCAAUCGCCGGUCUAGAAAGUCCUCAUUCGCGAGCUCUUGAGGCUUAUAAUGAGGCCAGUUGCCCUGAAAAUUUCAAGAUGGUAGCAGAGCCUGGGGUUGGGCAUAAGAUGACUAGUUUGAUGGUGAAGGAAGCAAGUGACUGGUUUGACAAGUUUCUUAAGCAGUAAAAGCACUUCUUCCUUCAGUCGAAGCAGCAGCGGCAGCAGCAGCAGCAGCAUUUCCUCUUUACAAUAAUAAAAAUGAAUUUUCUUCUGCUUAUAUCAAUGUUGGCACUUCUUGCUCUCUUUUGGAGAAGUUGGAGUUUGCAACUAGUUUAGUGUUAUGUGAUGAUAAUUUUAUCCAGGUGCUUCCGCUUGUCUUAGAAACAGAUAAUGAAUUCAACUGUUGUUGAUAAUGUUAACGUGAAAAUGCUUAUACUCUUUAUAUGUAAGAGCCGAGCUUUUAAUUCUA
Molecule: messenger RNA, 1494 nt
Organism: Ananas comosus (pineapple)
Lineage: Eukaryota; Viridiplantae; Streptophyta; Magnoliopsida; Poales; Bromeliaceae
Product: putative esterase YitV
Exons: 13
Coding region: 57-1211 (384 amino acids)
Source: RefSeq, a predicted model, not a curated record